AUGGACCUUUCCCACGAUGCUCCUCAGAUUCUUCCCCAGACAUUUUCAGAUCUGUCUCUGCUUAUGCCACUGCUGGGAAGGCCUCUGAAGAGGUCUCGACCUUUCAAUGGCAGUCCAGCCUCUCGGCCACACAAGGGUCUCCCAAAGCGCGGCCCCUCGCCCCCACCCUCCCCGUCCCUCCGGAGGCUACCAGAAGGAAAGGCAGCCCGCUCCCCUGCCCUCGGGAACUCUCCCUUCUCUGGGAGCGUGCGAGCAGACCCCACUUCUCUCGCCAUCAGCCCCUCGCGCCAGCCCGCAGGCCCCCGACCCACCGCUAGCGCCUCCACUUACGGCGCGGACCCGGACGGCGGCGACGUAAUCUCGCGCAGCCCCGAGCGGCCCCAACCCGGCGGGGGUCGCUGUGCGCAGGCAGCCACCCGCACAGCGACGGCGGAGCGGACGGCCGCGGCGUCUCCCGGGCAACCGGACGCUCAGGGCGCGCGGGCAGGGCGACUUCCGGAGCGGUCCCCCCCGCCCCCGCCCCCGCCGCCGCACCUGCUGCCGGGGAAGCCGUGGCCCCGCCGCCUUGUGUCGGUGGGCAACGUCUGGCAGGGCCGCAACGUCGUAGUGCAGACACAGGAGAAGCUUCUUCUCUGGAACCCCGAAGGGGCCCCGAAGAAGGCGCUCAGGAAAUAUUUAAGCUACUUAUCCAGUAACACUUGA
Molecule: messenger RNA, 702 nt
Organism: Leopardus geoffroyi (Geoffroy's cat)
Lineage: Eukaryota; Metazoa; Chordata; Mammalia; Carnivora; Felidae
Product: basic salivary proline-rich protein 1-like
Exons: 3
Coding region: 1-702 (233 amino acids)
Source: RefSeq, a predicted model, not a curated record